Messenger RNA from Hemiscyllium ocellatum (epaulette shark), 1834 nucleotides. Its product is annotated as nectin-1-like. The coding region runs from base 418 to 1665 and encodes 415 amino acids. The record is from RefSeq and is a predicted model, not a curated record. The transcript has 8 exons. NCBI's taxonomy places the organism in Eukaryota, Metazoa, Chordata, Chondrichthyes, Orectolobiformes, Hemiscylliidae.
UUCCUCAAUCAUUUCCCCGUCUCGAGGCCAAGGAGAGGUCUCCCCUGUAAUCCACGUCUCCCACAGACUGAUCCAAAUCUCGCAGGGCCUUCGGAUGCUUCUUUAGGCGAACUGAAGGGACAGGCCAAGGGACGUCAGGCGCUACUUCAAUGCAGCUGGGCCAGGCAUUCCCAGUGGACCCUGGACGGCCGGUGCAUUAGCGAGGGUUCCGAGUCAAAUCUAGACUGAGCGAUUCGUCCCUAUAGCAGGUUGAUCCCGCGCCGUUCCGAGUCAUUUUCGCUUCCCGAUGCUGGCUGUGCCUCGCAGAAGUGAAAACCAGCAGAUGUCAGCUGGCUGUUUGAGCUGGGAAAAAGUCACCCUCGACCUUCUGCACCUUCGAGAAUAGGCUUCGGGCCUACCCCAAAUGAAGCACUGGCGAUGAGUCAAAUAUGUCAGGUUCUGCUUACCCAGCUGGCUAUAUCCACAGCCGCCAUCGCUCAGAGAAUCAUCGUUGCAGACUUCAUGACUGGGAUCGCGGGGGAACAAUUGGACCUGCCCUGCCUUUUUAUCUACAAUGAGACCAGCCUCAGGGUCGUCCAGGCCACUUGGCUGAAACGUGGAGAGGGAACGGAUGAGAACAUCGCUGUGUACAACCCGCUGUUCGGGAUGAGUUACCCCACCAGGUCCGGGAGGAUUCGCUUCCACAACGCCACGUCCGGCAACUGCACCCUGACCGUCCACCCCCUGAAACUGGAGGACCAGGGCGUAUACAGUUGCGAAGUCAAUGUUUUCCCAUCGGGCAAGUUCGAAUCCAGGACAGAGCUGAAGGUUCUAGUCAGGCCCAUCGGUCACGCCAUUGCCAUGCCAACGGAGAUCGGGCGGUCUGAGGCACCGGUCGCCAAUUGUACAGCAGCCAAUGGGAAACCUGCAGCCGACGUCACGUGGAUUGCCAAACUCCAGGGGAGGGUGACGUCAACUCAGAGGGAAAAUCCAAACGGGACAGUGACUGUCUUCAGUCAGUACCGAAUAAUACCCAGCAGAAAGGCCAAUGGACAGAACGUGACAUGUGUGGUGUCCCAUGAUGCAUUAACGGCUCCGCUGAGCUUACCAGUGACGUUAUCAGUCCUCUACCCUCCGGACGUGAGAAUUAUCGGGUACGAUGGCAACUGGCAAAUAAACCAACACAACGUCAGCCUCAGUUGCCUUGCUGAUGCAAACCCACCAGCAACAAGUUACCACUGGACAAUGAGCUCAGGGGUUGUACCUGAACGUGCCCGUAUAGCGGGGGAUCAGCUGAUCAUUGACCAAGUGGAUUAUUCUGUCAACGGAACAUGGAUUUGCGAAGCGACAAACGAACUUGGCAAGGGGAGAGGAGAAAUUGUAAUUGUGGUGAGAGAACCAGACUCGCUGCGUGCAGGCAAGCUUUAUGGAUCCACCAUCGUGUUCAUUGUCACAGGGACCAUCAUAGGGACCUUGAUCAUAAUUGUCUCCCUCGCCAUUGUGAUUGCGAAGAAACAGAAGACAAUUGAGGACGGCAAGUCCGAUGCCCGGCCUAUUACCCGAAAGCGCAGCCACAUCACAGUGUUUGCAACGCUCAACCUGAACGUGCUCGAUGGUGCAAGUUCUUCAAAGACUGAAGUGAACGAAACCGGGGCAACAGUAAAUGCAGAUGUUAACGUUAAUUAGAGAGAGUCUUCCUUUGUGGAUCGGACGUUAAAUGUGGGUCUGAUCAUUACUGUAACUGCUCGGUAACAGGGUCCAAUUAAAAUCUGAAAACACGCUCACAAUGACUCCAAACAUUCUGGAACUGGGUUCUUAUGUUACUGUAGUAGACAUUAAACACUGUGUGUAAGCA